UUACCCUAAAUAAUUAUUGUUCAUAGAUUUACCCAAAAAAUGUAAAAAGAAAAAAAGGCUCCUCAGCGGCCGUUAUACGUUUUCAAAUAUGUCUAGCCGCGCCAUAAAGAAUCUUGAAUUUUGUAUUUCUUGACGAACAUUUUGUAUUUCUAUCUUUGCUUCAUUAAAGGAUUGAAGUUGUCGUUUUAGAUUUGAAUUUGUGGGUUUUCCUUAAAGGGUCUGCACUGAGAAUCCUGACGAUUGAAUUUGCCAUUUGUUCACUCUUUGAGAGUAGAUGAAUAGUGUGUCAUAGAUCUGAUUCAAAGGGCAGAAAGGGGUUUAACAGAAGUUGGAGAGAUCGGUACUUUCUACCAAGAGAGUGAAAAUGCGGGGUCUUGAAUCAAUUUCAUGGGCGGGAGCUGAAGCAGGAAGAGGAGGAAGCAAUACGGCACAGAAAGUGGUUAACUCUGCACCAAGAGCACUUGAUCCAAAUGCCAAUGUAGAUGCUGCUAGCAAUGUGGUUGGUGGCAGUACUCCUGGGUAUAUCAAGGAACCAAACAAAUUGCCCUCACCUGGGAAUGAACAGAAAUCCAGAGGACUGGGUAUAGACCUAAAUGCUGAAGAUAUUUCUAGCUCAAUCAACCAUGACCUUUUCUAUCCUUAUAAAAACUACGAAAAUUUAAAAUCAAGGGACCAUUCUGAUUGUGCAAGUUCUGUUGGUCCGUUGGAGGAAGAAGAUCCAAUGAGAGUUUGGAACAAGAUGAAACAAAACAAUUAUCUUUCUACUUCUUAUGCAGCAGUGCCAAUUCCAAAACCACGUGAGAGGAAGAGUAAAAGUGAAAUUAUUAAGAGAAAGAUAGAGCUUGCAAGGAAAGAACAGGCUGAUAAGUUUGCAAGAAUUGCAGCUCCAAGUGGGUUGCUUAAUGGAUUAAACCCUGGAAUUAUAAACCAUGUGAGAAACAGUAAACAGGUUCACUCUAUUAUAGAAGCCAUGGUGAAGUCUGCAAAAACUGAUGAUCAGCAUGCUGGAAGCAAGCAGGCUAACCAAAGAAAGGGUGGCACAAAAGAAUCUAGUGAAAGAAAGAACCUGGAACACAUGAACAGUGCAGGAGUGAAUAGUUAUGAACUUAAUCAUGAAGAUAAUUUUUUGGGAAGAUGUCAGAUGAGCGGCGAUCCAUCAUUGAGCAAAUCAGUUUCUUUGAACUCCUAUCUUUCCAGAGGAGAUGGAAAGUCAUACAAAGCAGAGACAAGGAUCUCUGGUCAGGUGCCUUCACAGUACAACCAAGAAAAUGAUAAUGGACUUGCACUAAAGCUUUCAUCAUCACUAACCACCGCAUCAGAGAAUACUUGCUCUUUGUCAAAUGAGGAGUCAGCAAACUUUUCUAGUGUUACUUCACUUUCUGUUAAAGCUGCUAACACAGCUUCCCAAUGGUUGGAACUUCUUAGUCAAGAUAUCAAAGGGCGUCUUGCAGCUCUACGACGUAGUAAGAAGAGAGUCCGUGCUGUAGUUUACACAGAAUUACCUCUCCUAGUGUCAAGAGAAUUCACAUCUAACCACAAGACUGAUAUGCACAUAACAAAAAAUUCUAUUGUUUGGCAUCCUGACAAAGCAACUGCUGAUGCGCACUUUGUUAGAUGGAGCACACUGUUUGGUCAGAUGGAUAAAACACUUUGUGAAGAAGAGAAUCUUCUGGAAAGUUGGCUGAAACAAGUAAAGGAAAUGCAGUUGCAUUGUGAAAGGGGUCUUUACAAACGUAGUGGGCUGCCCCGUACUUUGCAGCAGACUGGUUCUAUAGGAAAUGACUGCAGAUUAGGGGAAGCUGAUAACUCAGAAAGGGGCUUAGCUGUUGGGGCUGCUGCUGCUUCCAUAUAUUCAACUUGCAACUUCUUGUUGUCGUUGGAAAAUCAACCAUGUCCCUAAUCAUUAACCAUUUUAACAACAUUAUACCAAGGUAUUUGGUGUAGUUUUAGCAUUAGACUAAUUCUUGAUUUUUUGCUCUCAUAUUGUAAGUUCACCUGUUUAGAUCAUUAAGUUUUGGAUGUUAUUUCUCUCUUUUGUUUAGGCAUAAUGGCUGACAUGAAGGAGUACUUGUUUCUUGAAAAUUUAAUGCGAAUGAAUAACUGGA
Messenger RNA from Olea europaea var. sylvestris, 2105 nucleotides. RefSeq lists its product as uncharacterized. The record is from RefSeq and is a predicted model, not a curated record. The transcript is spliced from 7 exons. Bases 365 to 1900 code for a protein of 511 amino acids. NCBI's taxonomy places the organism in Eukaryota, Viridiplantae, Streptophyta, Magnoliopsida, Lamiales, Oleaceae.